Messenger RNA from Seriola dumerili (greater amberjack), 1631 nucleotides. RefSeq names its product interleukin-6 receptor subunit alpha-like. Lineage: Eukaryota; Metazoa; Chordata; Actinopteri; Carangiformes; Carangidae. The transcript has 7 exons. The annotation marks the transcript as partial. The record is from RefSeq and is a predicted model, not a curated record. Gene Ontology annotation, biological process: cytokine-mediated signaling pathway. Gene Ontology annotation, cellular component: external side of plasma membrane. Gene Ontology annotation, molecular function: protein binding; cytokine receptor activity.
UCCGUCACAGACAUUCAUUAAUUUGCAGUGCUCAUACUCGUCUCGGCUCUCCCGCUAUUGGUGUACUCUGGACCACAAUGAGGAUGAGCACAGAACACUUCAUACAGCCUUCCUGUGUGUUACAAACAUGGCAGGCAACGCCACCAGCACCCUGCUCCACUUUACACCUCUGAACAUUUUAAAGCCGGACCCUCCAUCAGAUGUGAAAAUCACUGAGUUGGAGGGACAUCAGACGUGGAUAAAGGUCACCUGGUAUUCCCCGACCUCCUGGAAACAUCAAGACAGAUAUUAUGAACUAAUCUACGAGGUCAAAUACUGGCCUCUCCAGUCCUCGUUUUAUAAUAAGCAGGUAAUGUUGAUUAAGGGUUCACGCUCCCACACCAUCAAAGAUGCCAUGCCUGGUGUUCAGUACCUGAUACAGCUCAGAGCCAAGGACGAAUAUGACGGCCAGUGGAGUGACUGGAGUACACCUAUCAAUGCAAGCAGCUGGACAGCUCCUGUGCUCAUUGAUGAUCUGAUUACCACAACGUUUCCAGUAAUCAUAGAGGAAGGAUCUACUACAGAUGACUACACGCCUGAUGACGUUCUUGGACCAGGAAAUACUCCCUCUCCUGGACCAGUGGAGCUGUCUCAUGCCCUGUGGAUCUCUGGUUCAUUUCUUCUCUUGUCAGUCAUUUUGGCUGCCUACAUAUUCAGACACAAGGACAGAUUAAUGUCUAAGCUGCACCGUGUGAGUGUCAUCAUCCAGCCUCUUGACUCGUCUGAGCUUCCACCCACCACCCCAGCAGCCCCAGAGGAGCAGGCCCUGGUAACUUUUACCCGUCCACAUUACAAAGAACCCCCAGUGAAUGAAGGAGAAGAAGAGGACGGAGAAAAUGAGGAAGAACAGAGGGUGAAGGAGAGGAUAGAAGCCAUGCACUUCAACAACACAAGUUAUUUCUUUGUCCAGAGGGACUGAUGAUCAUUCAAAGGGGGGGCUUAAACUAGUUGGAACAUUUUAACAUACCAACUACUGCCGGAUUUGCGUUUUUCACUUCAGAACUGGUGUCACAGAUGACACAAAGGAUAAUGGACUUAAACUUUUUAUGGUUCUUCAAUUAGCUUCUUUUGGAAGCAACCUCAGGAAUAGUGUCUAUCUCUCUAACUAUCUCAUGCCUAAAAUACCUCUGAAAAUACUUUGUUGUUGUUAUUGUAUAAAGAGCAGCAUUUAACUACUGUGUCCUAUGUGUGUGUCAAUUUAAAAUGUUUUGAUAAACUAUGGAUUGGAUAUUUUUCUGCAAAAUUUGAAAGAUGUGACAACAGUUACAGUUAACAGUUUUCAGUGACAAUAUAGCUAAAUAUUUCCCCAGUCAUCCAGCCUCCAGAAAAGGCUUCACCAGGGAAAAACUUAUCAAUUGGGAUUGUUGUGUUCAUAUAUGGAAUGUGAUGUGAUAAAUAUAAAAGUCGAUGAACUAAGUCAGUGAUCAAACUGUACUUAAAACACAAUGGUGGUUUACUGUUCUUGCAUUAUAUCAGAAUAGUCCAAAAGCUAUAGGAAAAGUAUUUUUGAGAAGCUUGUAAAUGUCUUAGCAGACAUAACACUUUUGCUUUUUUGUUUUGUGUGUGUGUGUGUGUGUGUGUGUGUGUGUGUG